AUGGGAUCCACUGAACAAGAGCCAGUUGGAACAGUUCGUAUCUGGUAUACCGGAGCAUACUAUGCCCUGCCUAUCGGCCAGCUUCAGCCGAGAGGAGCUGUCAGCGGUUUAAUGCUGCUAAGCAAUAACGACGAAGAGGAAGAAGCAUUGGAGUUUCCUCGGUCCGGACACAAAGCGCCAGCUCUCGACUACGACAACCGCCGUAUCUUGCAAAGCAGCAAGCUACCGGUCAAUGAUGACGAGGAAGAGGAAGAAGCAUUGAGGUUUCCUCGAUCGAAACACAAAGCGCCAGUCCGUGUCGACGCAGUGAGAUUUGCCUAUUCGAUACCGGAAGCCACCGCCCGGCCUCACACUCGUCGCCAUGUCUUGCGCACUGCCAAACUACCAGCCAAUGAUCGCAAAGAGAAGGAACCGCUGGGCGUUGCUUCCUCGAAGCGAAAGGGCGCAGAUAUUGUUCGCAAUGCCCGCGAUGCAGAGGUCAUCACUCUGUCAAGUGAUGGCGUUGACAAUGGAGGCAAGUGGAAGCACGUCCACGCUGCGGAUGUCAUCACACUGUCAAGUGAUGGCGUUGGCGAAGGGGAAUCAAGGCUUCGUCAGACUUCAAGUCUAGCGCGUGAUGCGGACAACGCCCUCGACGUCGCCAUGGGGUGGUGUGAGGACAACAUUUGGGCUUUUCACUCCUUCCUGAAUUCAGUUUUCUUCUCACCAAGCCUUAUACGAACGACAACGUCCAACCGACCAGAUCGAUCAUGGUAUUGCCGGACAAACUCGCUCAGUUGA
Messenger RNA from Aureobasidium namibiae CBS 147.97, 780 nucleotides. RefSeq lists its product as uncharacterized. NCBI's taxonomy places the organism in Eukaryota, Fungi, Ascomycota, Dothideomycetes, Dothideales, Saccotheciaceae. The record is from RefSeq and is a predicted model, not a curated record. The coding region runs from base 1 to 780 and encodes 259 amino acids. The transcript has 2 exons.